Molecule: messenger RNA, 1235 nt
Organism: Rhinichthys klamathensis goyatoka
Lineage: Eukaryota; Metazoa; Chordata; Actinopteri; Cypriniformes; Leuciscidae
Product: histone-lysine N-methyltransferase ASH1L-like
Exons: 10
Coding region: 303-917 (204 amino acids)
Molecular function (GO): protein binding
Source: RefSeq, a predicted model, not a curated record
UUCCAAUACAGCGUUCUAAAAAGUCGAAGACCCCACGGAAGACAGCCCCAUCCAAUGGGUCUUUUGAUGUAAAAUCUCACACUCAGACCGAAGACAGUUUCUGUAAACCUCAUAAGCACAGUGUGACUCGUGACUGCGUUUCUGACAGCCUUAAUAGAAAUGUCAGCUGUAGACCAACUACAGAAGACGUUGGAGAAGAAAUCAGUGAAACAGACACAGAUAAUAAGCUUCCCAAUCAAUCUGACCCAUUCGAACUGCAGGAGAAAGGCAAUGAUGCUGAAAAUGUCCCCUCCCCUCUCCUGAUGAUGCCCUUGUCUUAUGAGGAGAGGAGUUUCGUCUUGGAACAUGGCAUUUUUCUGGUGAGAAACUAUGAAAAAAUGAGAGACAGACAGGCAUUGCUCCUGAGGGAGGAGGUGACAGAGCGAGAGAAUGAAAACAAAGAAGAUGGAGGGAGCAGCCAAAGUCAGAAAGGGGAUCUGGAAGACUCCAGCACUAAGUCAGGCCAGCACCUCACUCACUCGAGCACACAGUCUGAAAACAGACUCGGCGGCGAGGGAGAUGAGGAGGGGAGAAGUGUACGGAGCAGAAACCUCACGCAAACACUCCAGGGGAUCUAUGACGUCAUUGUCAGUCACAAGGGGUCAUCUGGACAGUCCCUCGCCGCACCUCUGCUGAACCUGUGCUCCAGAAAGAGAUCAGGCUCGGCUCCUGUUGAUCUUAGUAUGUUGCAGAGGCAGCUCCUCUCAGGCCACUAUGAGAGUCUGGACACCUUUCAUUCAGACAUGCUGAAGGUGUUCCAUUGCGCUGAGAAAUACUACGGUUGCGAGUCCUCAGUGGGUCGUAACGUGAGGCAGCUGAGGGAAGUGUACCAUAGUGCUCAUCGGGAGGCCUUAACUCAGAUCGGCAGUUUCCUGUGAGUGACAAAAAACACAUCAGCAGCCUCUAUCAGGGCAUUGCUGUGACCAAUCCCAGAGGCAUGAUGGGCCUUCCAGAAGGCAGAUAAUGCUCUCCGAUACCAAAGACCUGCUGUAUAUUGCACUCACAGAUGCACUGUACAGGUUAAGACAGCACUCCUGGAAAUGCCAUUUGUGAGCAUGGACACGGCUGAUGCUUGACAACAUGAUUAGUCGAAAGCCCCUCAGCCUUUCUUUCUCUCAGGGAAAAGAAAGUCAAGCGAAGAAACAGGAGACAUGAUUAAACAAAUCAACAUCUGAGACCCCAGAUCCUUUCAUAUA